Entrophospora candida is the source of this 2547-nucleotide messenger RNA. The record is from the annotation of a GenBank genome assembly. Lineage: Eukaryota; Fungi; Glomeromycota; Glomeromycetes; Entrophosporales; Entrophosporaceae.
AUGUCAGGACAUUCUUUACUCAUUAAAGAUCCCACUAAACUGGAAAAAUUACUUGAUUUUGCACAGAAAGGAGGUAUUGGAAAAGGAAUUGCUAAUCAAGAUAUUACAGCAAGUGGUGAAAAUGAUCUAAUGUUUUUUACUGGUGAAACAAUUGUAGUUUUGAAACAUGUUAUAAAUGAUAUUUAUCUUGGAUAUUGUGAAGGCGUUAUAGGGACAUUUCGAGAUGUUACAGUUGAUUUUCAAGAACCAUUAACAACCCUGAAAUCUUUAAAAUUAAAACAACGACAACAACAAAAUCAUCAUAAUGAAAAUUCCAAUCACAGUAAUAACAGCAAUGAUAACAAUUAUCAUAAUAACAAUGAUGGUGGUGGUUUUCUUUUACCUUCUGAUGCUAUUCGAACUCAUCUAAAACAAUCAUCCAAAAAAAUUCCAAAUCCACCAAAAAGAUUAUCCGGCUUACCGAAAGAUUCCGUCACCUCUGCAUCCAUCAUCACAACAAUCCCAAAUAGUAAAGUAUCACCCAGUUUAACAUUAAACUCGAAAAAUCAUGAAUUAUCAUCAAAAAUAAUCAAUCAUUCAUCAGUUCCUCCUACUCACCGUCAACGUGAUGAUCAUCAGAAUAGUUCAUCACCAUCGUUAAAUAAUAAUCCUGAAAUUUUAAUAUCAAAAGAACAAUUAUCACCAAUAAAUAAAAUCAAUCGUAAUAAAGGACUUGAAAUCAUCGUUAAUCAAAAAAUAUCAUCAAAUCAUUCAUCAUCGACAAUCCAAAAUUCAACUUCGCCAAAACUUACAAACCACAUUAAUACAACUGAGAUAAAUCAAACUUAUCAACUGAAUUCAAGAAAUUUAAAUAAUCAUAAUCAUAAUAACAGAAUGCAAGUAUCAUCCAGAAUUUCACCAGCAUCCUUGCCAAAUUCAGCACAUUCUAUAAAUUCUAAAUCAAUCAAUCAAAUCUCAUAUAAUGGCCAACUUUCACUAAGAAGUGCAUCUCCUAUCUCACAAAAUUCUAUAAACAAUUAUAAUAAUGUUUCAGAAUAUAAAAAGAAUCAAUCAAUGAAUCCAAAUAUCGUUUCUAAUAAAAUAGGCCAUUAUUCACCAUCAACUUCUCCAUUACCAUCACCAGCUUUUCCAAAAGUUAUGAUAAAUGAUUCACCUAUAGUAGAUAGUGUUGACGAUGAUGAUGAUAUAAAUGAUUAUAAUACGUAUCCUGUUUCCACCACACCUGUAAUAAUAGCAGUAAAACAAGUUAUAACUACUGAUACGAGUGCUCCUAAAAUAGCUCUUGAUAAAGAUAUCGAUGGUUAUAAUAAUUAUGGAAAUUAUAAGAAAGAUAAUUAUACACCACAAACACUUCAAAUACCUAAUGAGCGAUUAAGUGUUUACGAAAGUGAUGUUACCACUGAAGAUGAGGCAGAUGAUAUGGAUAAAUUUGAAAAGGAAAUCAAUAAACCUGCUAAUUCAGGUGAAUCUAAAAGCAUAAAAAAGAAAAUCCUUGCAAUUGAUGAAUAUGGUUUUGUUUAUGAUGUUUCUGAAAAAGAAAUCCCACCAGGAGCUGAUCGAACUAAAAGAACAGUACAAGCACCCGGUGCAGAGGAAAAAACUACACGAGUUAUUAAGUUAUAUCGUGAACGUGAGGCCAAAUGGUUGGUUGCUCUUGGUACUAUGAAUCCUAAUACGGCAAGAGAUUCAAAAAAAAUUAAAAAAUUGGCACGCCUUGGUAUUCCAGAAUCUAUCCGUGGUAAAUCAUGGCAAUUUAUGGCAGGUGCAGAAAAGUAUAGAAAGUAUCGAUAUUAUGAUGAACUCCGAAAAAGACCCGAUCUCCCAAUAUAUGAUGUGAUUGAAAGAGAUAUAAAUAGAUGUUAUCCUGAUCACAUUCAAUUUCGUAAAGAGACAGGUUCAGGACAAGAAGAUCUCUAUGAUGUUCUUAAAGCAUAUGCACACUAUAGUCCAGAAAUAGGAUAUUGUCAGGGUAUGGGACGGUUGGUUGGAAUGAUGCUUAUGCAAAUGCCAGCAGAAGAUGCAUUUUGGCUUCUUGUGGCUACAAUUGAUGGAUAUAUGAAUGACUAUUAUACACCCACCUUAGCACAAAUACGUAUUGAUGCUUUUAUAUUUGAAAAACUUUUAGCCGAACAUGACCCUAAAUUAUCAAAACAUUUGGCUGAUAAUGAUAUAAUUCCAUUAAUUUAUAUGACACAAUGGUUUAUGACAUUGUUUACAAUGGCAUUACCGUGGGCAUCGGUAUUACGAGUUUGGGAUAUAUUUUAUUUUGAGGGCACAAACUUAUUUUUUAGAGUAGGAUUGGCAAUGUUAGAUUGUGUUCGUGAUCACAUUCUUAAGAAUUGUCCAACAAGUUCGGAAAUUUUAUCGUUUAUAUUACACAUCCCACAUGAAUUGUUAACACCAGAUCCACUUUUGGAGGCAAUAUUUAAAAUCAAAUUAAAAGCUACAAAUAAAAACAACACUGAUAUUACUAGUUCUAGUAAAAAAUCAAAACAAUCUAAAAGUUCAGGAAAUGCAAAAAUAAAAUUUAAAUUAGUCGGUGAAUAA